Diorhabda carinulata is the source of this 1051-nucleotide messenger RNA. RefSeq lists its product as uncharacterized. The coding region runs from base 1 to 969 and encodes 322 amino acids. The transcript has 3 exons. Lineage: Eukaryota; Metazoa; Arthropoda; Insecta; Coleoptera; Chrysomelidae. The record is from RefSeq and is a predicted model, not a curated record.
AUGUACUCACUUUAUAGUUUGUUGUUUUUGAAAUAUCUACUUUUUAUAAUACAAACAGUGAAUAGUGAACAAAACGAAACGACGUCAACCACAAACAACAAUACGAAUCAAAAAGUUACUGAAAGAAAAAUCACGGUUACCAACCAAACAUCGAACGAAGUUAGAAAGUUUGACGUUUUCAAACCGAGCGUUCAAAUCAGCGGAAAUUUGUACACAAAUCAACAAUCGAAAACAAUCGAUUUACCUCCAAUCGAUGACUGGUCGUCUUGGAACAAGAAAUACGACGAAACGUCAAUACAAACGCCAUGGAGAUACUCGAAAAUCAAAUUCCCCAACGAGGAAACUAAUUACCAAACUUAUCCUUCAAUUAACCCGACGGUAAAACCGCAAAGUAUGUGGAAUAAAUUUAUGAGUUUUACCGGUUUGAAUAAUCCAUCGUCGAAAUCUUUCUACAACGAUCAUUUAGAACCUAACACGUAUAUUUACCAUGGUAAUAAUUUGGAACACCAUCCCCAUUAUAUUCCGAAAGAACAUUAUCAUCCAGUCGAACCUUAUGGGGGUUCAAUCAGCCCUUGGAAGAAAAUUCUCAAAGUAUUAGCUACGAUCGUCCCUUUAGGGCUGCUUUUGGGCGCCUUAACACCUACUAUUAUAACAGUAACACCAACAAACGAAACAGAGAGUAGAUUCAAUAGAAAAAACGACGCGGUUGACACCAUUAUGGAUAAAGUCGCGAACUCGUUGAAUACCCUUCAAAAAUUACAACAAGAUGGCUGCGAACAAAAAGUUUUUUGCGAAUUAUUGGUCAACGCUAUGCUUUCCAAAAACGCCGAAGAACACAUCAAAAAUUUAUUAGAUAACUUCGUAAAGAGAUCUGGUAUUAACGAAACAAGUUUUAUGAAAGUCCUAGAAGCGGUCAAAAAUCAAAAUUGUUCAUCUAUUAUUUGCAGAAUAGUUAAAGAUCCAACGUAAUAUGAUAAAUACAUCGAUUUAUUAAAAUAACGUUUAUAAAAUAUACUAUUUUCAUAAUAAACAAGUAUUUUUGAAAAACCUA